AAAGGACCCCAGUUACUCUCGUUUGCUCUCCAACUUGUAAGCAAACCCUACCCUUUUCGCUUAUCUCCUUUGCAAUUUUUUUGGUUCAGUUUCUCUAUUUGCAAUUUUACUUUUGUUUCCAAAGCCAUGGAAUCACGUCCUUUGCACAUAGCAAUGUAUCCAUGGUUAGCCAUGGGUCACCAAACCGCAUUCCUCCACCUAUGCAACAAGUUAGCGAUAAGGGGCCACAAAAUCUCCUUCAUCACCCCACCAAAAGCACAAGCCAAGUUAGAAGCAUUCAACCUGCACCCAAAUUCAAUCACCUUUGUCACCAUCACGGUUCCACACGUUGAAGGCCUUCCCCCAGAUGCACAAACCACCGCAGAUGUCACUUACCCUUUGCAGCCGCAGAUCAUGACAGCCAUGGAUCUGACUAAAGAUGACAUAGAAACCCUUCUCAGUGGCCUCAAACCUGAUCUUGUCUUCUACGACUUCACACAUUGGAUGCCAGCAUUGGCAAAGAGUUUAGGCAUCAAGGCUGUGCAUUAUUGCACUGCUAGUUCUGUGAUGGUUGGUUACACUCUCCCACCGGCUAGAUAUCACCAAGGAACAAACCUAAUAGAAAGUGACCUCAUGGAACCCCCAGAAGGGUACCCUGACUCAUCAAUCAAGCUCCAUGCUCAUGAGGCUCGUGCCUUUGCUGCGAAAAGAAAGGACACGUUUGGGAGCAAUGUUCUUUUCUACGAUCGCCAAUUCAUUGCAUUGAAUGAAGCCGAUGUGUUGGCAUACAGAACAUGCAGAGAAAUCGAAGGGCCAUAUCUUGAUUACAUUGAAAAGCAGUUCAACAAGCCUGUGCUAGCAACCGGGCCAGUUAUUCUAGACCCACCAACUUCAGAUUUGGAGGAGAAAUUUUCCACAUGGCUUGGAGGGUUUGAGCCUGGCUCAGUGGUCUAUUGUUGCUUUGGAAGUGAGUGCACUUUGGGGCCAAACCAGUUCCAAGAGCUGGUGCUUGGUCUUGAGCUAACUGGCAUGCCAUUCUUGGCAGCAGUGAAGGCCCCAUUAGGGUUUGAGACAGUGGAAUCAGCAAUGCCUGAGGGGUUUGAAGAAAGGGUGAAAGGGAGAGGGUUUGUGUAUGGUGGGUGGGUUCUGCAGCAGUUGAUUCUGGCACACCCUUCUGUGGGGUGCUUCAUCACACACUGUGGGUCAGGGUCCUUGUCUGAGGCAUUGGUGAACAAGUGUCAGUUGGUGCUGUUGCCUAAUGUUGGUGACCAGAUCCUUAAUGCAAGGAUGAUGGGGAACAACUUGGAGGUUGGUGUGGAAGUGGAGAAGGGUGAUGAGGAUGGAAUGUACACCAGAGAGAGUGUGUGCAAAGCUGUGAGCAUUGUGAUGGAUGGUGAGAAUGAAACCAGCAAAAGGGUGAGGGGUAAUCAUGCUAGGAUCAGAGAGUUGCUGCUUAACAAAGAUUUGGAGUCCUCUUAUGUUGACAGUUUCUGUAUGAGGCUUCAAGAGAUUGUUGAGGGAAUAGACUUGUAGAGCAAUGGUUGAUAGAUGAUAAUUUACAUGAAUGGCAAUGGUUUUGAGGUGAUGAUUGAUUUGUUCAAAGCUGGAGUGGAGCCUAGUAGGUCAUUCAACUAGUUCUUAUGUGUGAAAUUUUCCUUUUUUUUGUUCUUUUUUUCAUAAGAAAAGAAGUUUCAAUGAGUGGAGUUUUGUUUUAGAAAGCUGUCGAAGUCUUCAAUUUUGAAGUAGAUAAGUCAUGGUAGUUUGAACAAGUAAUAACAAUGAACAAGUGAACUUUGAUCUUGUGUUAUUAAUCAUUGUGACACCUUGU
Messenger RNA from Glycine soja, 1807 nucleotides. Its product is annotated as UDP-glycosyltransferase 79B30-like. Bases 127 to 1512 code for a protein of 461 amino acids. Gene Ontology annotation, molecular function: UDP-glycosyltransferase activity. The record is from RefSeq and is a predicted model, not a curated record. The transcript is spliced from 2 exons. Lineage: Eukaryota; Viridiplantae; Streptophyta; Magnoliopsida; Fabales; Fabaceae.